GCAUGCUCAGCUGCAGCUGUUUUGUUUAUUUGGCUCCUCGCGACAGCUGUGCGUGCCUGACUGGCGUUCCGGGGGCUUUAAAACGUCUUUAAAACCCCGUCUGGGCUCACAAUGUCGGUUAAACACGCUAUUAGCCGAGGGCUGGAGUUGGGCCGGUCAAUUUUUCAGUUGGGGGUCCUUAAAGCAGGUGGUCGAGUCGCAGCGAAGCUCCGAGCCGACCGAGUUCGUGCAGGCCCGUCCUUCCGGACCGCUCAGCCUCAGGCUUUCCUGCCACUCCGAUACCGGUAUUACCGCACCUCUCUGAGGGGUCUGGCGGCUCAGCUCCAGUCGGCUGGCUUCGUUAGGAGGUUUGCUGGAUGUUCGCCCCGGAAUAGAGCUGUUUUUCUGGCUUUUGGUCUCGGUGUGGGAUUAAUCGAGAAGCAGAUUGAGGACGACAGGCUGAGUUUGGCAACAUGCGAUGAGAUUAAGGCCGUGUUCAGACAGAAGAAGUUCCAGAGUCCUCCCAAGCCCUUCACCUACGGAUACAAACUGGAGGAUUAUAUUGUAGGAAACCAGAUUGGGAAAGGAUCCAACGCAGCUGUGUAUGAAGCUGCUCCUCAGUUUUUCUGCUCAAAGAAGAGCGAUGGUGAGCCCGCCACUGUGCAGAUACGAGACAGUGAGGACGAAGAGGGAAAUCCCGCCACCCCAUCACUGACCUGCUGCUCUCUGAGAAACUUCCCGCUGGCAAUCAAGAUGCUGUGGAACUUUGGGGCGGGGUCAUCGAACGAGGCGAUCUUUAGGACGAUGUCACACGAGCUGGUUCCCACAGACCCUCUGGCUCUGACGCCAGAAAAACAGCAGCUCACUUUAGACGGAAACUUUGGAGUCCUGCCCAGACGAGUAUCCGCUCACCCCAACGUGAUCAGAGUGUAUCGGGCGUUCACAGCAGACGUCCCGCUGCUGCCAGGCGCUCAGGACGAGUAUCCAGACGUGCUUCCUGCCAGACUCAACCCCAGCGGCCUGGGCAACAAUCGCACUUUGUUUUUGGUGAUGAAAAACUACCCCUACUCGCUCCGUCAGUACCUGCAAGUGUGCACGCCGAGCCGCAAGCAGAGAUCUCUGAUGGUGCUGCAGCUCCUGGAGGGUGUGGACCAUCUGUGCAAGCAGGGCGUUGCUCACAGGGAUCUCAAAUCAGACAACGUGCUGCUGGAGUUUGACUCAGAUGGUUGCCCCCGUUUGGUGAUCACUGACUUCGGCUGCUGUCUGGCUGAGAGCGAGCCGAGGCUGCAGCUGCCGUUCAACAGCAUGUGGGUCGACAGAGGGGGCAAUGCCUCCCUUAUGGCCCCUGAGGUGGCCUCUGCAGUCCCUGGACGUGGAGUUGUGAUUGACUACAGCAAGGCUGACGCGUGGGCUGUGGGCGCCAUUUCCUAUGAGAUUUUUGGUGAGCCAAACCCAUUCUACCAAGCCGUGGGGCUGCACAGCAUCAACUACCAGGAGAAGCAGCUCCCGGUCCUGCAUUCCAGCGCCCCAGCUGAUGUGCAGUUGGUGAUCCGAUUACUCCUCAGAAGGAGUCCUACAAAGCGUCCCAGCGCUCGCGUAGCAGCAAACAUGCUCCACCUCACCCUCUGGGGUCAGAAGGUUCUGGAGAAACAGGACAGUGCCGGCAUGAGAAAGCUGGCUGAUUGGUUGCUGUGCCAGUCUGCUGUGGUUCUCCUGAAGGGCUGCAGUGGACCUGCUGGGAACAGGGUGGAGGCGGAGCUUCAGAGGAGCUUCCUGUGUAACCUGGAGCUCGAGGAGCUGCGCACCGCGGUGGGCUUCCUGCUCUACGGACGAAACCAGCACACGGCCCGCAUCCCGUCUGCUUAGAUGUCUUUAGAUCCACAAUCAGAGCCUAGCAGUUAUCUGCAAUGGUUUCUCUGUGGUUAGCCACAGGUUCAGCCACUUUAUUGUUGUUGGGAGGUUUUAUAUGCAGCACUUUAAGUUGAAUAAAGCUGAUAUACUGAAGAAUACUUCUCUAAAGCUACAGGUGAUGCACGUUCAAGAGCACCCUAAACAUGUAUUCUGGAACGUGUUUUGUUCAUAUAUUGGAAAAAGCUUCUUCUGUCUUUUACUACUGUUUACUAGAACAUGUCUGCCACAGCUUUAUUCUGAUAGAAGACUUGAUGUGCAAUUAUUGAUUUGAUCUGUGUGAUCAAUAUUCAUACAGUUGGUACUUCCCUGAAUGAACAGAGGCACCAUCCAUAAAUCACUACUAAAUUUGGGUCCCUGAUUGGUCAAAGUUUGACCUGGUUCAACGUUCACCUGUGCAGUAGAUUCCCUUCAAUGCACUUUGACAAAUGUUGCACUGUUUUUUUCUGCUGUGUAGAAUCAUAAAAGUUCACAUUUAUUAAUCAGCUGCCUAUCAGUGAGGGUAUCAGGUUGCAGUCCCUGCGUGUCUCCUGCAUGUUUAGUGAGAGAUGUGACUUUGUUCCCGUUUGG
Molecule: messenger RNA, 2457 nt
Organism: Oryzias melastigma (Indian medaka)
Lineage: Eukaryota; Metazoa; Chordata; Actinopteri; Beloniformes; Adrianichthyidae
Gene: pink1
Product: PTEN induced kinase 1
Exons: 8
Coding region: 112-1845 (577 amino acids)
Biological process (GO): regulation of apoptotic process; protein phosphorylation; positive regulation of mitochondrial fission
Cellular component (GO): mitochondrion
Molecular function (GO): ATP binding; protein serine/threonine kinase activity
Source: RefSeq, a predicted model, not a curated record